AAUUCGUAGCAGGAACCCCGGAUCGUGACGAUUUCCAAUUGUUAUCAACCAAACAGAAUAUGCUAAUAGAAAAUAAUAAUAGACAGACAAACAUCAACUCUGUAAUACAGAACCAAAUUAACGAACUUACAGACAGAAUAAACGACUUAAAGACAGCAAAAAAUUCUGAUAAUUCUAUCUCGAAAGAUGAAGAAAUUCUGAAACAACAUAUCAUGAAUAGAAAUAAUUAUGUUAUCAAUCAUUUAGAUAAUUUAGCUCUUUCCGUGGUCUUGGCAAAAAAUAAUAUGAUUAAUCCACUUAUCUUA
Molecule: messenger RNA, 305 nt
Organism: Teleopsis dalmanni
Lineage: Eukaryota; Metazoa; Arthropoda; Insecta; Diptera; Diopsidae
Source: RefSeq, a predicted model, not a curated record